Messenger RNA from Eucalyptus grandis, 664 nucleotides. RefSeq names its product polyhomeotic-proximal chromatin protein-like. The coding region runs from base 36 to 476 and encodes 146 amino acids. The transcript has 2 exons. Lineage: Eukaryota; Viridiplantae; Streptophyta; Magnoliopsida; Myrtales; Myrtaceae. The record is from RefSeq and is a predicted model, not a curated record.
CCUUUCAUCUUCUUGCUAUCAUUCUCUCUCUUCUCAUGAUUGAAAAAUCAAUGGCUUCCCAAAUUCUGGCCGAGAAUAAUCCUGCUCCAGACCAUGACAAAAGUAGGAUCCGCGUGAAUGGUAGCGUGCCAGACAAGGAUGGGUCUUGGAGCGGCAACAGCUCGGGCCAGGGGAAACUCAUGGUGCCUCCGCCUUCAACAAGGACCACGAUCGACGUCAAGACCGCCGUUUCUCCCACAAGCGCCACUUCAAAGACCAGCGUCACUAAGAGUAGCAACACUUCAAGCACUACCGUCACUAACGGGGGCACCGUUUCAAGAUCCAGCUCCACUGGAGUCAGCAAAAACAGCAGCACGGGCACCAUCACUAGCGGAGGCACCGUUUCAAGAUCCAGCAGCUCCACUAGAGUCAGCCAAAGCAGCAGCGCCACUAAUGUCAGCCAAAGCAGCAGCUCCCCUCGUACUCAAUAUCCUUGAAAAAUUGCCAAGCGAAACGCGAAAGAUUCUCGAUGAUUGCCGUUUUCUUUUCUUUCUUUCUGGAGUUGCUCUCACGCUUGUUUCGAUUGAAGUGAUGCAUUCCAUCGUAGAGUUGUGUCCAGUCAGUAUCACUGUCCAGUUCACUUGUAAGGUUGCUCUUAAUCUUGAAGUGAAUAUGUCUUUCUGUU